Molecule: messenger RNA, 453 nt
Organism: Acanthoscelides obtectus
Lineage: Eukaryota; Metazoa; Arthropoda; Insecta; Coleoptera; Chrysomelidae
Source: the annotation of a GenBank genome assembly
AGGCAAAUGUUUCCUCAGAUGAAAUUUCGUGUAAGCGGGCUGGACCUCAAGGCGAAAUAUAUCCUGCUGCUGGACAUCGUAGCGGCGGACGACUACCGUUACAAGUUCCAUAACAGGCGCAUGUUUCCCGCUUACAAACUACGCGUUUCGGGUCUGGACAAAAAGUCCAAAUAUAUUCUGCUAAUGGACAUCGUUGCCGCAGAUGAUUGUAGAUAUAAAUUCCAUAACAGUCGGUGGAUGGUAGCUGGGAAAGCUGAUCCAGAAAUGCCGAAGAGGAUGUACAUUCAUCCAGAUAGUCCUUCGACGGGCGAACAGUGGAUGCAAAAAGUUGUGUCCUUCCACAAGCUGAAACUCACCAAUAACAUCUCCGACAAACAUGGCUUUGGAUAUAAAUUCGCUUGGUUGAUGACGAUUAUAUCGUUCUUGGCGAAUCAUCGGUACUACCUCUCCUAG